Molecule: messenger RNA, 2969 nt
Organism: Chelonia mydas (Green sea turtle)
Lineage: Eukaryota; Metazoa; Chordata; Testudines; Cheloniidae
Gene: RHBDD3
Product: rhomboid domain containing 3
Exons: 6
Coding region: 385-1653 (422 amino acids)
Cellular component (GO): membrane
Molecular function (GO): protein binding; serine-type endopeptidase activity
Source: RefSeq, a predicted model, not a curated record
GCGACGCUCCCUGGCCGGCCCGGGGCUCGGGCGGAGGGGACAUGCCGGGCGGGGAGCAUGGCGGGGCUGCCGCUCCCGCCCCGCCCGGGCCCGGGCCCAGCGCGUCCUCCGCCCGCUGAGGACACGCUGCCCCGGGAGCCGCAGGGCGCGCGGCCUGCGGGGAGCAGCUGAGCCGGCUCCCGCGCCGCGCCUGCCCAGAGUGAGCGGAGCAGCCCGGAGCGGUAGGAAACGCUUGGCCCUGCUGCCCCGGAGCGGACCUCGACAGUCCCCGAGUGCUGAGAAUUUCCCCGGCCCUGGUUGCCUCUGCCUGCCUUGCCAAGUCCCCCGAAAUCCAGGGUCCCUCCAAGAGGACCAUGGUGUAGCUGUGUCUCCCCUCUCAAGGUGAUGCUGCCCAGGAGGCACCGAACAUGGAUGCGGGGACUGGAGGGCCCCCCACUUGCUUCUGUUACCCUAAUGCUGCUUCUUGGCAUCUUUUGGCUGCUGGGGGUUUGCGAGAAUCUGUCCUUAGCGCCAGCCCUGCUGUUCAGACACUUCCAAGUGUAUCGCCUGGCCACCUACUGUCUGUGCCACACGGAUCCCGCCCUCCUGCUCCUCAACGUGCUGCUCUUCCCUGUGCUGGGCUGGCGCCAGGAGCGGCACCAGGGCACCCUGCGCUACCUCCACGCCUCCCUGCUCAGUGCGGUGAUCUCGGCUGUGCUCUACCUUGUCCUGGCCCGGCUCUGGGCGCCUCCCCCUGCUGCUGCCAGCGGCUACACUCCGGUCCACCUGGCCAUGCUGGGGCGCCGUCUGGCGCUGAGGAGCAGGGCUGGGGCCACGGGGCAGGUUCGUGCAGUGGCCCUGCCCUGGCUGCUCCUUGCAUUCAGCCAGCUUCUCUCCCCUGGGUGCCCCUUCCUCCUCCACCUGAGUGGUGCGCUUACAGGGCUGGCCUUGGCAGAUUGGUCCAGGGUCUUGUCGUGGCUGGAGCUGUCGGAGAGGCGCCUGGAAGUGCUGCAUGAUGGGACCGUCUGCAGGACACUGGCGGGAAGCAGAUUCGUCCGCUUUAUCCUGUGCCCAAGAGGGGGGAUCCUUCCCACAAGCCAUGUGGCCAGCACCAGGGGCAGGUCUCCGGGACUCUCUGCCCCCUCAGCCCAGCAGUGCUUCUCGGGGGGCCUUUCAGACCAGUCCUUAGCUGUGGCACCUGCUUCUCCCUGGGCUGCUGAAAGACCUAGGUGCUGGCAGGGCUCUGGGAUGUCGUACCCGUCCGUCCCUCUGGCUCGCUUCCCAGAUCUCCAUGGGGGCCCUCCCUCAUGGGACAGCCCCAGCCUGCACUCUGGGGCAUCACUCUUGGGCCCGGGAGAGGUCCUGCUGGAUGAGCAGUUGCUGCUGGCCGGGAUCCAGGCCUCCCUGAAGGACGCCAGCCUGGAGGCUGCCGUGGGAGGAGUGCAGCUUUCCAAAUCCUCUGUCUCCUCUCUGCGGCUGCAGCAGCUGGAGAGGAUGGGCUUCCCCACAGAGCAGGCGGUGGUGGCGCUGGCAGCCACGGGCCGAGUGGAGGGGGCCGUCUCGCUGCUGAUCGGAGGCCAGAUCGGGGACAAGGCCGUGGUGACGUUGGAGAGCAGGCCAGCCUGCCGUGAGCAUCUGCUUCCCACAGAGCAAGCCAUACCUACCACAGAAUAAAGGGCUCCAGUAAUUAACAGCAGAAAUAACGGCCCAAAGCUGAGCCAUCGUGUUUGAGAUCACCAGGCCCCCGGGGAAGGAAGAGAGCAAAGCCCAUUACCGGAAGCACCAUGAGCUUGGGGGCCUGCACCCUCUAUCCGAAGAUGUGGGAGUCCUGUAGGGCUCAGCUCCAGGCCUGGGCUCCCUUGGGAACGGCUGCGUGAGAGGACGGGGAAACAGGAGAGGUGAGGCCGGUUCUGAGCUGCGUGCUGCAGGGAGGAAGAGCAGUUGCAUGACUGAGGCAUGGCUCGGGCUGUGCAGAGGAGUCACGUGCAGCAUGGUGCCUCCUACCUUCUCCAUCCCUUCUCUUGUGCCAGCCCCCACAGGCUCCGGCCUCUUGUUUUCUGCCUGACCCAUCCCUUCCUUGGUAAGGCCAUGCUAAAUUUUAACGUGAGUUAGCAGCCAGGCUAGUACAGGCCAUUCUGGUCCUCCCAAAUGUUUGUUCCAGGGCACAAGCCUUUAUGAUUUGGGCUGGUAUUCAAGCCGUGUCCUGGAACUCACAGUUAGGGAGCAUCCACGCUAGCAUGGGCAAAUAUAUUAGCAAAUUGGUGACUGAGUAACUGGCAUUAGGAAGCACCAGUGUAGACAGAUCUGUCACUAGCUGGGGUUGGGGGUGAGGCCAGCAGUGGGGGCAGGAGCACCGAGGAACUCCACAGCCCAGGGAGCUCCAGGUUUAAUGCUGCUGCCGGGGGCAGGGGAUGCUAGAAAAUAGGCAAGAUCCAUGCUUGUGUCCUCUGGAGCCUAAACUCUGCCACACAUCGCAUCAUCCCAGGCAGUCCCAUGGCAUUCAGGGUGGGGGGUUAUGUCACCAGCAGUCUGGGAAUCCUAAACAGUAACUAACAUCCCGCAGCAUGUGGCUGAGCUCCCCAAAGGCUGACUCCCCUGGAAAGCAGAGGGGAGGGCUAGCCAGGGAAAGGUGCCUGCCAGCUCCCAGCCCAUUGCCUGGAAGGUGGAACCUGCUUUCUCUGCCUGCCCUCUGGUUGGCUUUACCAAGGUGUUGGCUCCUGGACCUACCAGCUGCCGACAUGAUGGUGCCCUGCCUACAUGGGAUUCACCUGGAGACCACCAGCAUCAUCCCCCUUCAGCUCCUUUCCAGCCUUGGUCUAUCUUGCCACAGGCUGUGAGAGCCAGUGAGCCCUGCCACCAUUGCUAAGGGCCCCUGCAGAAGUGCCUGCUGCCCGGCCAGCCGGACGUGCCUGCCUGGGGAGCUACCUGUGGACCCCUGGAGGUGACCUGUUGCUGUUCUUUGCUGGAGAAAUAAAGUUUCUCGAAACCGU